Molecule: messenger RNA, 894 nt
Organism: Passer domesticus (house sparrow)
Lineage: Eukaryota; Metazoa; Chordata; Aves; Passeriformes; Passeridae
Exons: 6
Coding region: 106-894 (262 amino acids)
Source: RefSeq, a predicted model, not a curated record
UAAAUCUUAUCCAUUACUUAGACAAGCAUUGCCUCCUGAGGAUGCCACAUUCCCAUUGGGAAACAACCCCACCUAAUUCAGCUGUCCUUUUUCCUUUCUGCAGACAUGGAAGGAGAGCCUGUGCUGAAGGCAGCAUUUCCCGGAGGAAGCAGUGGCUCCAUGGUAGCCUCUGCUGCAGGAAGGGAGGCGAUGCCAGGCACAGGCCCAGGAGAUUGGGAACGUGACUUCCAUCACUGGGAAAUGCUGUUAAAGAACAGUUUAAGAAUGUUGGAGCUUGGUGAUGCUAACCCGGUUGGUGAAAGUGAUCUGGCUUCCCAACCCACGUUCAAGAUUGAGCCUCUGGGAGAUGCUGAGGUGAUGGACCAAAAGGCAGGGCUGAAGGAGGUGUUUCCCCGAGGAAGCAGUGGCUCAUUGGCAGCCCCUGCAGCAGGGAGGAAGGCGAUGGCAGACACGGGCACAGGCACAGCAGAUGCAGCUGACCCCACAACAGGUGUUCAUGAUGCCCAGAAAGGCCUCGGAAGGGUCUUCUAUAUGGCAACAGGCUGCUGGGCAGGGUUAAUGGCUGGCCUGCUUUUUUUGGACCUUAUUCUCAUGUUGUGCUGUGUCAAAAUCUGGUGUAACUGGAAGAAGAAAUGGAGCACCUCUGGAACUUCCCUAGUCCAGCCAAAUACCUCAGUCAUGGAGAACUUGGCCUGUCAUCGUGCAUCUCCGUGCCAGUGUCCGUUGUCCCUUCCACAGGUGUAUUACCAGCUUGUAGCUGGCAGUAUGCUACAACCACUGCCUAGAACAGAUCCGUCUCUCCCUGAAGGGACUGGCCUAGCUGCCCAUCCAGGACAGGAGGUGCAGCCCUCUAGCCAGGGAAUGGAUUAUUCAAAAAGUUAUAUUUACUUGUAA